Molecule: messenger RNA, 525 nt
Organism: Talaromyces marneffei
Lineage: Eukaryota; Fungi; Ascomycota; Eurotiomycetes; Eurotiales; Trichocomaceae
Exons: 4
Coding region: 1-525 (174 amino acids)
Biological process (GO): vacuolar transport
Cellular component (GO): endosome
Source: RefSeq, a predicted model, not a curated record
AUGGUGUGCUACAAACCAUCGACAAGUGUAUUGAUAACACCUGAUAAUAAAGACUUCUUCUACAUAUGCCCAGCCCAUCUUAAAGACCGUGGCUUCUGUUCUCCCAUUGUGGACUCGGAACAGGAAGCCAAGAAGAAGAAAGAUGAGGAGCUGGCCCAAGAAAUUGAGAAAGUGAAGCAAGAAUAUGAAGAGAAGCAAAAGAGGAAAAAGGAGAAAGACAAGGAAAAAGAUAAGGAGAAGAAUGGAAAGGAUGACGAUAAAGAUAAGGAAAAGAAGAAAAAGAAAAAGAAGGAUUCGGAGGAGGAUGAAGAUGCAGAGAAGGAGAAGAAUGAGAAGAUCAACGACCUCCGCAAAGCAGCAGAGACAAAACAAACCGAUGAUGAUUCUCCUCGAAUAUUUGAAUUGCACAAGAAUUUCUAUCAAAUGCGCAUCAAUCGCCUGCGGAAUAUAGAAAUGGCGAAGAGAAAUGCCGAACGUCUUAGAAAUCCGGCUUCGUUUCCAUCUGUUCCCAAGGGUGACUUAUGA